This is a messenger RNA of Poecilia latipinna (sailfin molly), 1315 nucleotides long. Its product is annotated as histone H3. The coding region runs from base 219 to 629 and encodes 136 amino acids. Gene Ontology annotation, cellular component: nucleosome. The record is from RefSeq and is a predicted model, not a curated record. The transcript has a single exon. NCBI's taxonomy places the organism in Eukaryota, Metazoa, Chordata, Actinopteri, Cyprinodontiformes, Poeciliidae. Gene Ontology annotation, molecular function: DNA binding; structural constituent of chromatin; protein heterodimerization activity.
AUGGGAGGUUCACGGACUUUUUUCCACAGGAGCUUCCUCCAAUAAGCAGCCACCAAAAAGCCCGGAAGGCCGGUUCUGUAGGCGGAGUUGCAUCUGCCCACCAAUCAGGAGCUGAAAACUCAAAAAGCGUCUCCGCCUCCCAGUUGCUACUCCAUUUUAAAAGCAGCGAGGCUCAGAACUGCUCCAUAUUUUCUCUGAGUUUAGAGAAAAUUUAAAGGAUGGCAAGAACCAAGCAGACCGCCAGGAAAUCCACCGGAGGCAAAGCCCCCAGGAAGCAGCUGGCCACCAAGGCCGCCCGCAAGAGUGCUCCGGCCACCGGCGGCGUCAAGAAACCCCACCGCUACAGGCCCGGUACCGUGGCUCUCCGGGAGAUCCGCCGCUACCAGAAAUCCACCGAACUGCUGAUCCGCAAGCUGCCCUUCCAGCGGCUGGUCCGGGAGAUCGCCCAGGACUUUAAGACCGACCUGCGUUUCCAGAGCUCGGCGGUCAUGGCUCUGCAGGAGGCCAGCGAGGCCUACCUGGUGGGGCUCUUUGAGGACACCAACUUGUGCGCCAUCCACGCCAAGAGGGUCACCAUCAUGCCCAAAGACAUCCAGCUGGCCCGCCGCAUCCGCGGAGAGAGGGCGUAGAGGCCGCAGCAGCUCAUGCAAACACAACGGCUUUUUUAAGAGCCAAAACACACACACCUACUGAGCAAAGACCUCUUAUUCAUUUCUUUCAUUAGCUGUGCUCGCCUAAAACCUAUUGUGGGUGAUUCUUGUCGAUGUAUUAGCAUUUUAGAGGCUGCAACAUAUUCAGAAAAUAUAUUUGCUAAGCUAAAAUAUGGUCUUUUCAGACUCCUCAAUCUGAAAUUAUGUUCCUGGGGUUCAGUUCUGCCCUCAGUAUGGUACUUUUUUCCUCAGAUUCUUCCUACACAUUUAAACACUACAGACUGGAACAUCAAAUCAAACCUAUAUUUUAGGAUGUUCCCAAUCUGUUCUUAUUCUGUAACCUCAUAGUUUAGCUUAACUUGGCAAAUAUGAAUGUUAAGUAUAUUAAUAAAAACUUAAUUUAGUUUUGCUAAUAAAUUGGCCAGCAAAGAAUCAGCUGACCAAUAUCUUCCUUGAAUUUAAUGAAUGCCCAAAGUUGUAUAACUUCAAACCCAAUAAGGUCCAGACAGACACUGAUGAAGCCAUUUUAAAAUCAGUUUAUUAUGUAAUCAGGUUCAACAUGUUAUUUCCCUGGAACAAAGAACAUCAGAAUAAUAUCUCUAGCCAUAAAUCAAGCUGUGGUUGAAAAGCUCCCAAACAUGAAAGACCAUACUACACCUCUAAAA